Messenger RNA from Aspergillus steynii IBT 23096, 2223 nucleotides. RefSeq names its product putative chitin synthase activator (Chs3). The record is from RefSeq and is a predicted model, not a curated record. NCBI's taxonomy places the organism in Eukaryota, Fungi, Ascomycota, Eurotiomycetes, Eurotiales, Aspergillaceae. The transcript is spliced from 5 exons. The coding region runs from base 1 to 2223 and encodes 740 amino acids. Gene Ontology annotation, molecular function: protein binding.
AUGAACAGGCCUCCGCAAGGUCGCGGUCAGCCACGGCUGGGUGCUACAUGGUAUCCAGGGGGCCAAGAUGAUUUUUACAUGCCAGAAGUCAUAUCCCCUUCUCCUCAAAGGGUGAUGCCUGAAGUUCCGGAGACGAUGCAGGACAAUAUUGCCCACCUCGAGCAUGAGGCCCGAAGCCCUCACCGCAGUCAACACGCUCCCGUUCAAUAUGAUCGAUCGCGUUUCCCCGAGCGAACCUCCUCCGCCGCCGUCGUCCAAGGCCAACCUGUUCCCUCCGGCUACGAAGCCGCCCACUACGAGCAAUCUGCCGUCUACGACACCAUGGAGUCGCCCAACUUCUCCCCGUUCCCCGUCCUUCGCAACCCCCCGCCCAAUGUGCCUCCGACCGACGAGCAGAAAGAGGCCAGCCUGGAGAAGGCCCGCAUGCCCGUGCUGUCUUCGAACGACCCGGAGAUGCAGCUGGCAUGGGCCCAGGAUGCUCUUGCUUACGUCGAGGCCGCCACGCAGAAUGAAGCCCGCCUGUCCUUGAUCCAGCCGCCGCGUCCCCAAACGCCCCAGGUGGAGCGUCAGCUCAAGGUCGAUGCCAUGAACAUCGUGAACUUCCUGGCCGACCAGUUCCACCCCAAGGCCGAAUUCAUCAAGGGCAUGUGGUUGGAAUUCGGCAAGUUCGGCUUUCGCAUCGACAAGAAAGAGGCCUUCCGCGCCUACUCGAGGGCGGCCGAGAAAGGGUACGCCAGGGCCGAAUACCGCAUUGGAAUGCAGUUCGAGAGUUCCGGAGAGCCGGAGAAGGCCAUUCGUCACUACGAGAAAGGCGUCGCCCUGGCCGACUCUGCCUCCUUCUACCGUCUAGGUAUGAUGAUUCUGCUGGGCCAGCACGGCCAGCGGCAGGAUUACCAAACGGGUUUGGACUACAUCAACCUUGCCGCGCAGUCAUGCGAUGAGAAUGCCCCGCAAGGUGCCUAUGUCUAUGGCAUGCUGUUGGCGCGAGAGCUGCCCCAGGUGAACGUCCCGGAGAACUUCCUACCCCUCGAUCUAAAUGCCGCGCGGGUCAACAUCGAGAAAGCUGCCUAUCACGGAUUUGCCAAGGCCCAGGUGAAAAUGGGCGCCGCGUACGAACUAUGCCAGCUUGGCUGCGACUUCAACCCAGCCCUGUCGUUACACUACAACGCGUUGGCCGCUCGCCAAGGGGAACCGGAGGCGGAAAUGGCCAUCAGCAAAUGGUUCCUUUGCGGCCACGAGGGCGUCUUUGACAAGAAUGACGAGUUGGCCUUUACGUAUGCCCAGCGUGCCGCCCAGAGCGGUUUCCCCACCGCCGAGUUUGCCCUGGGCUACUUCUACGAGGUCGGCAUCUACGUUCCAUCCGAUAUCAAGGAAGCCCGAAGCUGGUAUGCGAAGGCGGCAGCCAAUGGCAACAAAGAUGCGACGGGUCGGAUUGACAGUAUCUCGCGCUCCAAGACCCUAUCGCGGAAAGAUCAUGAACAGGUUGCCAUCGCCCGCAUCAAAUCCCGCUAUGGUUCCCACCAGCGAGGUGAUUCAGUGCAAUCAACCUCGGAGAACAUCGAGAUGCCCGAUCCCUCCAGAAUGAGCCUUUCGGAUAGUGCCCCGCCAGCGAAUGCUCCAUAUCCGGACCGGCCAUCGUCACGCGCCCGGCCUGUGUACCCGCCCGGCUACGCCAUGCCCGACCCGCGACCGAGUUCUGCCUUUGGGAUCAACCCCAACAUUCGCUCCAAUGGGCCCGGCUACAACCGUGCCGCAUCGUACGGACCUGGACCGGUGGGUUACCGAUCUCCCGCUCCCGGGACUUCAAGCGCCGGGCCGACCAGUCCUGUGUCGGCAGCUCCCACGCUGGACAUUGGAUACUCGGCGCCCCUUGAGUCCUCCAACGCCGAUGCUCGCAGGCGUCCCCAGAGGCUUGAGAAUAUGUCCGACCGCCGACCGGGGAGAGGACCUAUGUCUCCUCAGGGCGGCGGCCCGGUGGGCUCUCCACGGCCAGCCAUGCCCUCGCCCUCUUCGGCGAAUUUCCCGCCCCGUGCCGAAUCCAUGCAGCCUUCUAGUGCACCGUCCACCCCGAAGCCUCCUGCGUCUUCGUCGAGCUCGACUAGCCAGAAGCCCGCAGCACCGCCCGCCAAACCGCAGAGUAGCCAACCGAGCAAAGGCCCGAAGACUUUCGAGGAAAUGGGGGUCCCAUCCGUCCAGAAAGACAACGAUUGCACUGUGAUGUGA